AAAAAAUAAUCGUUCGGACCGUGAACUUACUAUUUCGACCCCGUCAUUGAAUGUGCACGUUCUUUAUUUCCAGCUAUUUCACGGUUAAGCGGGAAAACGUGUCUCUUGUCUUUUUUAGACAAUAUUUGCUGUUAAUAUACAAGAAACAUGGCUAACAGGAAUGGGACAAGCAGCGAUCAAGAAAUGGCUGAAGACAGAAGAGAUGAAGACGAACCAAUGGAUCAGUCAACUUCAGAUGUUCCUGAACAGAUGAUAACUGGUGAUGGCUCAAUGGAUGUCUCUAGUGGCCCUCCAUCAGAAGAACAUCAAAAAUUAUUGGAAUAUGGAUUAAGUGAAAAAGUUGUGAGAAAAUUAGAGGAAAUAUUCAAAACUGGGAAACUUAUAUAUUCAGAUUUGGAUGAAAGGGCAUUGGAUGCUUUGAAAGAAUUUCCUGUUGAUGGAGCAUUGGUGGUUCUGAAUCAGUUUUUAGAAAGCAGCUUAGAACAUGUUUCGAACAAAAGUGCUUAUUUGUGUGGAGUUAUGAAAACAUAUCGCCAGAAAAGUAAAAUUCCAGGUGGCAGUUCGGGUACAGCCUCGGGGAAAGGUCCAAAUGAAGAAAAAAUUAAAGCAAUUUUAGAAAGAACAGGUUAUACUUUAGAUGUGACUACAGGUCAGAGGAAAUAUGGUGGCCCUCCGCCCGAUUGGGAAGGUUCUCCUCCUUCUAGUGGUUGUGAGAUAUUUGUGGGGAAAAUACCAAAAGAUAUGUUUGAAGAUGAGUUAAUUCCAUUAUUUGAAAAAUGUGGAAAGAUCUGGGAUUUAAGACUUAUGAUGGAUCCACUUACUGGACAGAAUCGUGGUUAUGCUUUUAUUACAUAUUGUGAAAGACAAGGAGCACAAGCAGCAACUAGACAACUGGAUAAUUAUGAAAUCAAAAAGGGCAAGACACUGAAAGUCAAUGUAUCAGUACCAAACCUUCGGCUUUUUGUUGGUAACAUCCCAAAGAGCAAGAGCAAAGAGGAGAUCUUUGAAGAAUUUGGUAAAUUAACAGCUGGUUUGACUGAAGUAAUUAUCUACAGUUCACCUGAUGACAGAAAAAAGAAUAGAGGAUUUUGUUUCUUAGAAUAUGAAUCUCAUAAAGCUGCUUCACUAGCUAAACGUCGUUUAGGUACGGGAAGGAUUAAAGUGUGGGGGUGUGAUAUUAUUGUUGAUUGGGCAGAUCCACAAGAAGAACCUGACUCUGAAACAAUGUCAAAGGUGAAGGUUCUAUAUGCUCGGAACUUAACAGGUGAUAUUACAGAAGCUAAAUUGAAAGAAAUGUUUGAAGCUUUUGGCAAAGUUGAAAGAGUUAAAAAAAUUAAAGACUAUGCAUUUGUUCACUUUGAGGAGAGAGACCAUGCUGUUAAAGCUAUGGAUGAUUUAAAUGGUAAAGAAAUUGGAGGUUCUAUAAUUGAAGUAUCUUUAGCUAAACCACCAUCUGAUAAAAAGAAGAAAGAGGAAAUUCUUAGAAAUCGGGAAAGAAGAAUGAUGCAAACAAUGCAACAGAGAGCAGCCAUGAUGGGUAUGCCGCCACCUUCUCCACGAGGUCGAGGAAGUAGAAUGCCACCACCUUUAAUGAGAAGCUAUGAUUAUGACUACGACUAUGACUACUAUGGCUAUGGAGACUAUCAGGGAGGUUAUGCAGAUCCCUACUAUGAGGAUUAUUAUGGUCACUAUGAUGACUACUAUGACUAUGACUAUGCGCCAGCACCAAGGGCCCCUACCCGUGGAACACCAGAGAGGGGCCGUGGGGGGCGUGGUGUCCGUGGUACGACAACCCGUGGUCCUUCCAGUGGACCUCUCCUUCCCCGUGGCAGGGCAUCGGCCCCUCCUCCUCUUUCCCGAGGGCGCGGCACCCGCGGGGGCAGUCGUGGAGGGGGAGCCCCGGCUCCAUCACCCAAUCGCGGGGGUGGACGAAGGGGAAAUCUGGCCGGUAAACGUAAAUUUGAUGGGGGCCACCAGAACCAAGGGGACUCUAAGCGUCGGUUUCAAACCAAGAGGGCUGCCACGGGUGGCUCCUGGGGUAGCCAACCGAUCCCUCAGCAACCGCUGGACUCCUCCGGCUACAAUAGCUACAGGGGUGGACAUAUAGGAGGCGAAGACCAGUGGUAUCAGGAUUCCUACGGCCAGCAGUGGGGUUGAAUAGUUCUUCCACAUCAAUAUCCUAUUACUUGGGAGAAAGCCACUGCUGCUACUAUCUUAUUGACUGGGUCACAGUUGGUUCUACAAUUUUCUGAUAAAUAGCCCACUUGUAAUUGUAUGUUCUUAAAUUGUGUAUUAAUUCCUAGUACCUUGCUGGGAAAGGGUGUGAGUGGGCAGAUAGCUUAUAACCAAUUUGAUCAACAAUCUUCUUCAUCCAAACUUCCCAACCUUAGCUUGUCUGUUACCUUUAACAAGUAGCAGUCGGUCAGUACUGCAUGUUUUGUGAGCAAAUGUGACAUUCCAUGAACUGCUUGCAUAAAUUUUUACCAACGUAUGUGUUUGUGUUUUACUCAUGAUGUGAAGUUCCAGGGCUGUUUACUGGAAAAUACAGUGUAUGAAGAGAAAACAAGACAGUGGUGGUUUACGUCUCCCUUAUCUAUAAGAAAUAAUGUAAUUGACUGCUCUGUGCUGGAAUAGAAUGGAGUUUCUUUUUUGACGGAUCAUUUGAAGUAGAAGUAGGUUUAUUGGCCUUCCAUGGUGGGUUGAAUCCCACGUGCACACAUGUCAGCAUGGAGUAUAUAUACUGGGUGACGUUGCCACUGCCACAUAUUUGUGGUAUGGGGGUUAGUUUAGCAUUUGUCCCAGUCAUUGUGUAGUUAUUAGCAUCUUCGUCAACACGGCAAACAUUUAUUGCACUCCCUGCUGAGUGGCAACUGGUUGGAACCUUCCAAGAUUUUAAUUUUUGAUUCAGGACCGUUUUGGCUCUUACUUUUAAAAUAUCAAGGAAAUAAUUGGUCCCAUUAAUUUUGAUUUCUAUAAAGUAGCCAAAUCCGGAGGAGAAUUUGUAACAAAAAAAUCAAGUUUUACACUGUUACUGUACUGAAAGUGUUCGAUUCUUGGUUUACUCUUUCAUUCUCAAGCAGCUGCCAGUCCAAUUCUGUGUAAGAUUUAGAUAUAUUCAUUAUGUCAUGUAAUUUGCUUGAUUGGGAAAAGGAGUGUGGCGUGUAUUUUUGAUUUGAAGUAAUUAUUGUGACACUAUCUGGUUUGUAUAACUUUGUCAAGUUUCUGUACACAUUAUGAGGCAUUGGUAGGCUGCUUGUUCAAGUCCCCUGAGUGGUGGCACGACUCCAGUUCAUAAGUAAGGUGUAACCUGCCAAUACUAUUAUCUUAAAUAAAAGUCGUGUUUUUAGCAUUU
Molecule: messenger RNA, 3352 nt
Organism: Centruroides sculpturatus (bark scorpion)
Lineage: Eukaryota; Metazoa; Arthropoda; Arachnida; Scorpiones; Buthidae
Gene: Syp
Product: heterogeneous nuclear ribonucleoprotein Q-like
Exons: 11
Coding region: 148-2157 (669 amino acids)
Cellular component (GO): nucleus; ribonucleoprotein complex
Molecular function (GO): mRNA binding
Source: RefSeq, a predicted model, not a curated record